Empidonax traillii (willow flycatcher) is the source of this 1321-nucleotide messenger RNA. RefSeq names its product zinc finger protein 501-like. NCBI's taxonomy places the organism in Eukaryota, Metazoa, Chordata, Aves, Passeriformes, Tyrannidae. The coding region runs from base 95 to 1321 and encodes 408 amino acids. The record is from RefSeq and is a predicted model, not a curated record. The transcript is spliced from 3 exons.
CUCGAGGUGGACUUGGGCAGGAGGAACCCCCAAGCCAACACGCUCAGCCCUUGUUUCCCCCCAGCAGGAUUUGUCCUUCCCAAAGUUUGGGCCGAUGGAGGAGGAGGCUACGAGGAAGAGGAAGAUGCUGCAGGUCCCCCAGGCAGGCCCCGAGCUGAGGACGGAGAGCACGGAGGACAAAUCCCCCUGGCAGAGCCUGGUGGGAGAGGCCGUUUUGAAGGGCUCCCCGGCGCAGGAAGGCAGCGGGGAGGAAAAGGCCCGGAGAUGCCCCCGGAGAAGGGGCUGCAAAGCCAGCCCAGGGAGCUGUGAGGAGGAAAGAGCCGUCCUGUGCCGGGAAGGCGGCCGAAGCUUGAGCCGGAGCUCCGAGCUGGUGGUCCCUGAGCAGCCUCCCAGCAGGGAGAAGCCCUUCAGGUGCUUGGAAUGUGGGAAGAGCUUCAGAAAGAGCACCAGCCUCCUCAGGCACCAGCAUACCCACACUGGGGAACGGCCCUACACGUGUGGGGAAUGUGGGAAGAGCUUCAAUAACAGCUCCAUCCUCCGCACCCACCAGCUCAUCCACACCAGGGAACGGCCCUACAAGUGCUUGCAAUGUGGGAAGGGGUUUCAGCGCAACUCACAUCUCCUCAGGCAUGAGCAGACACACACAGGGGAGAGGCCCUUCCACUGCACUGAGUGUGGGAAAGGCUUCAAACGCAACUCCCACCUCAUCAGGCACUGGCAAAUCCACACUGGGGAGAGACCCUACAAGUGUGGGGAGUGUGGGAAAAGCUUCAGGGACAGCUCCAGGCUCCUCACCCACCAGCGCCUCCACACUGGGGAACGACCCUACAAGUGUGGGGAGUGUGGGAAAAGCUUCAGGGACAGCUCCAGGCUCCUCACNNNNCAGCGCCUCCACACUGGGGAACGACCCUACAAGUGUGGGGAGUGUGGGAAAAGCUUCAGGGACAGCUCCAGGCUCCUCACCCACCAGCGCCUCCACACCAGGGAACGACUCUACUCGUGUAGGAAAUGUGGGAAGAGCUUCAGGCACAGCUCCAACCUCCGCACCCACCAGCUCAUCCACACCAGGGAAUGGCCCUACAAAUGCUUGCAAUGUGGAAAGAGGUUUCAGACCAAGUCCAAGCUCCUCAGGCAUGAGCAGACACACACAGGGGAGAGGCCCUUCCACUGCACCGAGUGUGGGAAGGGCUUCAAACGCAACUCCCACCUCAUCAGGCACUGGCGCAUCCACACUGGGGAGAGGCCCUACAAGUGUGGGGAGUGUGGGAAGAGCUUCACCCACAGCUCCCACUUGACCAGACACCAACGGACCCACCAGUAA